Messenger RNA from Populus trichocarpa (black cottonwood), 3718 nucleotides. RefSeq names its product ATP-citrate synthase alpha chain protein 2. Gene Ontology annotation, biological process: succinyl-CoA metabolic process; tricarboxylic acid cycle. Lineage: Eukaryota; Viridiplantae; Streptophyta; Magnoliopsida; Malpighiales; Salicaceae. Bases 275 to 1546 code for a protein of 423 amino acids. Gene Ontology annotation, molecular function: succinate-CoA ligase (ADP-forming) activity. Gene Ontology annotation, cellular component: succinate-CoA ligase complex. The record is from RefSeq and is a predicted model, not a curated record. The transcript has 13 exons.
AGAGGGACCAUAUGAAAAACAACCACCAUUCUCAUUUAUGAACAGUUGGAACACUAGUGCAUGCUUGUGGGCACAGUGCACAUGAUGAUUUGAGUAGUUAGCUGAUUGGAUAAAGUAACAAAACAAUUAUUUCAACUUCUCCUCCUCUUCCGCCUCGUGGAAUUCGCCUACCACCACACCCUCCACCAAACACCAACCAACCAAACCCUCUCUCUCUCUCUCUCUCUCACAAGACACAACCUUGCUGUUGUUUGAUCAUCUUUGAAUUGUUGAAAUGGCAAGAAAGAAGAUAAGAGAGUAUGAUUCCAAGAGACUCCUGAAAGAGCACUUGAAACGUCUCUCUGGUAUUGAUCUCCUGAUCCGCUCUGCUCAGGUGACAGAAGGUACAGAUUUCACGGAGUUGACGAACCAGGAGCCAUGGAUUUCAUCUACAAAAUUGGUUGUGAAGCCCGACAUGCUAUUCGGAAAGCGUGGGAAGAGUGGUUUGGUAGCUUUGAAUUUAGAUCUAGCUCAAGUUGCUGACUUUGUGAAGGCACGCCUUGGCGUUGAGGUUGAGAUGGGUGGCUGUAAGGCACCAAUAACUACCUUUAUAGUCGAACCAUUUGUUCCACAUGACCAAGAGUUUUACUUUUCAAUUGUCUCUGAAAGACUCGGCUGCACCAUUAGCUUCUCAGAAUGUGGAGGUAUUGAAAUUGAGGAGAACUGGGAUAAGGUUAAGACCAUAUUCCUCCCUACUGAAAAGCCAAUGACACUGGAAGCAUGUGCUCCUUUGAUUGCUACACUUCCUCUGGAGAUUCGAGGAAAAAUUGUUGAUUUCAUCAUCUGUGUCUUUUCUGUGUUUCAAGAUCUGGACUUCAGUUUUCUAGAGAUGAAUCCAUUUACACUGGUGAAUGGGGAGCCAUAUCCACUGGAUAUGAGAGGAGAGUUGGACGACACUGCUGCUUUUAAGAACUUCAAGAAGUGGGGUAACAUAGAGUUUCCUCUGCCUUUUGGAAGAGUUCUGAGUUCUACUGAAAGCUUCAUCCACUCACUGGAUGAAAAGACAAGUGCAUCUUUGAAAUUCACUGUUUUGAACCAAAAAGGAAGAAUCUGGACGAUGGUAGCUGGAGGUGGUGCCAGUGUCAUAUAUGCCGAUACUGUUGGAGAUUUGGGCUAUGCAUCAGAGCUUGGAAACUAUGCAGAGUAUAGUGGAGCUCCAAACGAGGAGGAGGUCUUGCAAUAUGCAAGAGUUGUCAUUGAUUGUGCAACUGCUGAUCCUGAUGGUCGCAAAAGAGCCCUUCUCAUUGGAGGAGGCAUUGCUAACUUCACUGAUGUUGCUGCUACUUUCAACGGUAUCAUACGAGCAUUGAGGGAGAAGGAAUCCAAGUUAAAGGCAGCAAGAAUGCACCUCUAUGUCCGAAGAGGCGGUCCAAACUAUCAGACUGGUUUGGCCAAGAUGCGCACUCUGGGAGAGGAAGUGGGAGUACCUCUUGAGGUUUAUGGACCCGAGGCCACAAUGACAAGCAUCUGCAAGCAAGCCAUUGAUUGCAUCAUGUCUACGGCAUAGUCUCACAACUGGUUUUUCUCCUUUGUCAGCGUGAAUCAAGAAAAUGUGUGUGGCAAGGUGUGCUGAGAAAAUAAUUUAGUGUAGAAGGCGCAAGCUGGAUUAUUGCAGACUUAGCAUCAAUUUUUCCCUUAUGAUAAAUAAUCUUGAAUCAAUGUUUUGAAAUAUGCAUGACACGAUUUAAACUCUGUAUAAUUGCAUAUUAUCAAUUUAUUGUUGGAGCAAGUCACUUUUGUUAUUUUCCUAUGAAAUUCCCAAGCCACAUCUCUUCAUGCUUUCAAAUCUUAUAUUUAUUGAAUUUAUUCUCAUUCUUCUCCGAUAAAUUGUCGCAUCAUAGCAUAGCAGAGUCUUGCCUGCUUUCUGUUGGUUCUCAACCCAAUGGCUCAUGAGAAUAGAAAGUGGCUUUCCAAGUCUAAUUUAUGUUUGCCGACAGACACUGGUACAUGAGGGUCGAACGUGCUUGUAUGUUGAUUCAUAUGGGCUGGAUUUGUUUAAGGAAAAAAUAUGUUUGAAGGGUUCUGGGAGAGUAAGGGAAUGUAAAGGUGAUCUUAUAAUAGGUCCUAGACUCGAAGUUCACCAGGGAGACCGAGAAAAGUUCUUGCACUACCACCAAACUCUCUCUCCCAGUUUUCUAGCAACAAAUACCACCAACCCCAUUUUCGUCUGGCCAGUUCAGUUUCCUGUCAUGGCUACAAUAUAACUUGUUCCUCCUUCCCCUCUCUGUCAAAGCGGGUAGCAGCUGGCAAAUGAUCAUGGCAAGGGAGUGGUAAUGGCAGUGCAGUUCGUUUCCGAUGGACUUUCCCUCCAACAAAGAUCCAUACCAACCUAAUAUUUUACAGUUCAUGUCACAAAUUUACGAGCUGCCUUCCUUGCAGUGAAAUCCUUUUGUAGAAAUGUAUUAGUAGUGAGUAAAUGCGAACCAUGGAGUAGGAAAAUGGAAGGUUGCAUUAACGACAGAAAAACAGAGGUCUUGCAUUUGAAGGGCCUUUAUAGCUUCUAGUUUUUGUUAGGUAAGGCCCGCAUAAAUUCAAAGACUAAUGCCUUCACUUCAGGCUUAAAUUUACAGUUCAUAACUUUGUAGGCAGCUCAAGUCUUUGAGAAAUGGAAGAAUCUCGAUACUCAGAGGACCACGUUGCCCUUAAGUGUAGGCUGUCGUAACUUCCAACACAAGAUGCUUUAAUGCUUUAAUGUUACAGACCAGAAAGCUCCCAUUUGCAGCGGUUGGUUAGUAAUUAAUUAGUAUUUAAGGAUUGUGAACUAUGAUUCUUGAGAAUUAGGAAUAGAAGACAAGCUUCAAUAAUGUUCAGAAAAAGUGAAGGUUAUUGAAGUAUUUUUACAUGAUUUGAGCUGGUGAAUGGAUGAUGGAGUAAUUUUUUUGACAGUGAUGGACCCAAGACUUCAAUUUUGUAUCUACAUAUGUAGUAACUAUCAUAUCCAACUAUUUUCCAUGUUUACUACUAUUUGUAAAAGAGUUGGUCAUACACUUGCUUAAAUUAGAAACCUCGGGUACUAUAAGAUGGGUGGGGAUGGCUAGGGUUCUUUACAUUGCAAGUAAGAGAGAAAAGUAGAGAGUGUCUAUGCCAAGUGUUGAGAGAAGUGCUAAGAUGGAGAGAACUCAAAAGAUGCUUCUGAUCCUUGCCAUUUUCAUGUUGGUUCUUGCCUCAAAUGUUGGAGCAGGAAGGAAACUGAAGGACACCAAGGAGAAAGUUGACCACCCUCAGAACUAUCUAGGGGGCUUCGGUACCAGUGGUGGUUUUAUCCCAACUCCUAAUGGCCCAGUCUUUGCAUUUGGGCCAUCAGGGUUUUGCUCUUACCCUGGGGUUGGUUGUGUCAGGAUCCCAGGUACUGGUGUCAUUGGCUCACCACCAUGAACAAGAGGCCUGACCUAGUUUUGUCUGGUGGUCUGGUUUGAGGCUGUCAUUCAGGGGUUCGAACCUGAUUUAGCUGUGGAAGUUUCAAUAAGUUUGUUUCUCAGUUGAUGUCUUGUUCUUUUGUUUGGUCUUGUGUGAUUGUUUUGAAGAUUAUGGCUCUUCAUGCAUUAGCAUCUACGUUUCAGGUUUGCGAGUCUAUGUUUCUGGUCUAUCAUUAGCUAGUUGCUCUAUGAAGAGCUUGCCUUUCAAACUAGUCAGUACUAUGUAAACAAGUCCUAUCAAUAGAUGAUCCAUGUUAAAGUUA